AUGUCGGUUGCUAUAAAUACAAAAAGUUAUGUUAUUAGUGAUGUGAUAACGGAUGAAAAAGAUAUUGGAAAAUAUUUAAUUCAAGAAAAUAUUGACAAUUCUUUGAAAUUCAAACUUUUGCGUCAUCCUUGGGUACCCAACACUAAUUAUAACUUUAAAAGUGAUUUUAAACCAGGAAAUACUCGUGCAUUUAGGAACAAUUGGUUGCACGAAAACAGUUCAUGGUUAACUUAUUCAGCAGUCGAGGGUGUGAAAGGAGCUUUUUGUAGAGUAUAUGUGCUGUUUAAGCCAUCUAUUCACAGAGGUGUACAAGGGAAUGCUAAAUAUUCAUCUCAUAGAACACAAAAUGAACUAAUAACAUUGUGUAGUAAAAUAUUAAAAGAAAACAUAGUGUGUGAAGCCAGUGACGCAAAUGCGUUUUCUAUCAUUGCCGACGAAACAGCAGAUAUUUCUGGUGUUGAACAAUUGACAAUUGUAAUUAGAUUUUUAGACAAACAGUCAAAUCCUUUUAAAAUACGAGAAGAAUUUCUAGGCUUCUUACCCUUAAAUAAAUUAGAUUCAGAAUCGGUUGCUACUCAAAUAUUAUCAUUUAUGGUGAAUUGUGGUCUUGAUUUAACUAAACUUUGUGGACAAGGUUAUUAUGGCUGUGCUACAAUGGCUGGAAAAGAAAGUGGUGUUGCUAAACUAAUUAGGGACCGAUAUGCCAAAGCUUUAUUUUUUCAUUGUGCUAAUCAUCGAUUAAAUUUAGUUAUUAAUGACUUAAACAAAAUUAUGGUUAUUUGUAAUACUACAGGCACAAUUAAAGAAUUUAUUAAAUUUUAUCGUGAAAGUAAACUUCGAAGAAAACUAAUACCUAACAUACCACUAUUUUGUGAAACACGUUGGUCUUCAAAGUAUAAAAGUAUUAGAGUAUUUUCUGAAAAUUUUAUUACAAUAAUUCAAAGUCUCCAAUCUUUAUCCAUAAAUGAAAUGACAAAUGCUAAUACAAGACAAGAGGAAGCUUUCAAACAAGACGAGUUUAUGCAAAAUUUUAAAAGUAAAUAUUCUAUUACAAUUAGUUUACUCAAUUUCAAGUACACUGAAAUACUAAAAAAAUUUCUCGAUUACAUGCAUAUUAUUAUUGAUAAAUGUCAGCAAUUUCGUUCUAGAAAUUUGUCGGAAAACUUUAUUUGUUGUGUAACAUCAUUCAUAGAAGAAAUGAAAAAUUCAAAGAUAAUGUUUGAAAAUCUUUACAAUGCUAUGAAGUUUUUGAGCUAUUUAGAUGUAAGGUAUGUGUUUAUUGGAUCCAUUGUGACAAAUGUUAUAAUUGAUGAAAUUGACUUUUUUCAACAAUAUGUCUUACAACAAAUAACAGAGACCAGCUCUUUUGACCUUAAUAGCAUACCAAAGUUUAAUGACUCUGAAACAAAAUUUAAGAAUUUGAAUGAAUUUUAUACAGAAGCUUUAGAAAAAGUAAACAAACUCUUUAAAAAUAGUAAUAUCAUUGACCUUCUAUAA
Messenger RNA from Daktulosphaira vitifoliae (grape phylloxera), 1497 nucleotides. RefSeq lists its product as uncharacterized. Lineage: Eukaryota; Metazoa; Arthropoda; Insecta; Hemiptera; Phylloxeridae. The transcript is spliced from 3 exons. The record is from RefSeq and is a predicted model, not a curated record. The coding region runs from base 1 to 1497 and encodes 498 amino acids.